Molecule: messenger RNA, 4474 nt
Organism: Phyllostomus discolor (pale spear-nosed bat)
Lineage: Eukaryota; Metazoa; Chordata; Mammalia; Chiroptera; Phyllostomidae
Gene: ADD3
Product: adducin 3
Exons: 16
Coding region: 399-2519 (706 amino acids)
Biological process (GO): barbed-end actin filament capping
Cellular component (GO): postsynaptic density; plasma membrane; cytoskeleton
Molecular function (GO): actin filament binding
Source: RefSeq, a predicted model, not a curated record
GCCUCAUGCUAAUUGUGGAAUCUCUCUCUACUAAGUCACACACUUUACUACUCAGCAUUGGGGGAAGCUGUUGCUGCUGCUGCUGCUGCUGCUCCUGCCUGCUGGCUGCUGGCUGCCUCUGCUGCCACCACGGGUCUGAGGCUGCAGCGGGUUUCUGUGCAGCAUUGCAGAAUCCACACCUAGAAGACACACGCGUCUACUGCCCUGGACACAAGAAAGCCUUGGAUCCUCAGCGGGUCUUGUCUUGGAAGUCUCAUUUCAUCUGAGACGGCUGGGAGGACCCUACUAUAUGGAGACUCCCACAUCUGGUGCCCGAACAGGGACAGAGGUUAUGAGCCCUCGUCCUGGACAGAGGCCCCCACAGUAAGACAGAUACGGGGAAUCGGCAGGCUUGAAGCAUGAGCUCAGAUGCCAGCCAAGGCGUGAUCACCACUCCUCCUCCUCCCAGCAUGCCUCACAAAGAGAGGUAUUUCGACCGCAUCAAUGAAAACGACCCAGAGUACAUCAGGGAGAGGAACAUGUCUCCUGAUCUAAGACAAGACUUCAACAUGAUGGAACAGAGGAAACGGGUUACUCAAAUCUUGCAAAGUCCUGCCUUUCGGGAAGAUCUGGAAUGCCUUAUUCAAGAACAGAUGAAGAAAGGCCACAACCCAACUGGAUUGCUAGCGUUACAGCAGAUUGCAGAUUACAUCAUGGCCAGUUCUUUUUCGGGCUUUACUUCACCUCCCCUCAGUCUCGGCAUGGUCACACCUAUCAAUGACCUUCCUGGGGCAGAUACAUCUUCCUACAUGAAGGGCGAAAAACUUACUCGCUGUAAGCUUGCCAGCAUGUACAGACUGGUGGACUUGUUUGGAUGGGCACACUUGGCAAACACAUACAUCUCAGUAAGAAUAAGUAAGGAGCAAGACCACAUUAUAAUAAUUCCCAGAGGCCUGUCUUUUUCUGAAGCCACAGCCUCCAAUUUGGUGAAAGUCAAUAUAAUAGGAGAAGUGGUUGAUCAGGGAAGCACCAACUUGAAAAUAGACCACACAGGGUUUAGCCCGCACGCUGCAAUCUAUUCAACUCGUCCUGAUGUGAAGUGUGUGGUACACCUCCACACCCUCGCAACAGCAGCCGUAUCCUCCAUGAAAUGUGGAAUCCUUCCAAUUUCUCAAGAGUCCCUGAUCCUGGGCGAUGUCGCCUAUUAUGACUACCAAGGGUCACUUGAUGAGCAGGAGGAGAGAGUUCAGCUACAGAAAGUCCUGGGGCCAAGUUGUAAGGUGCUGGUACUCAGAAAUCAUGGUGUGGUGGCACUUGGAGAAACGGUUGAGGAGGCUUUUUUAAAUAUUUUUCACGUGCAGAUAGCCUGUGAGACUCAGGUGCGGGCGAUAGCCGCGGCAGGCGGAGUAGACAACCUGCUUGUCCUGGACCUUCAGAAGUUUAAGGCUUUCACUAGCCAAGUCGCGGCAUCCGGGGGAGGAGGCGUGAACAUGGGUUCCCAGCAAAAGUGGAAGGUUGGCGAGCUGGAGUAUGAGGGGCUGAUGAGGACUCUGGACAAUUUGGGGUACAGAACAGGCUAUCCUUAUAGGCAGCCUCUGGUCCGAGAGAAGCCUAGGCACAAGAGCGACGUGGAAAUCCCAGCAACUGUGACGGCUUUUUCAUUUGAGGACGACACAGUGCCACUCUCGCCUCUCAAAUACAUGGCACAGAAGCAGCAGCGUGAGAAGACCAGAUGGCUGAACUCACCUAACACUUACAUGAAAGUCAAUGUGCCUGAGGAGUCUCGGAAUGGGGAGACCAGUCCCAGGACCAAAAUCACAUGGAUGAAAGCGGAGGACUCUUCUAAAGUUAGCAGUGGAACACCCAUCAAAAUUGAAGAUCCAAAUCAGUUUGUUCCUUUGAACACAAACCCACAUGAGGUACUAGAAAAGAGAAAUAAGAUUCGAGAACAAAACCGAUACGACUUGAAAACAGCAGGACCACAGUCUCAGCUGCUCGCAGGAAUUGUUGUGGACAAGCCUCCUUCUACCAUGCAAUUUGAAGAUGACGAUCUCGGCCCACCGGCUCCCCCCAACCCCUUCAGCCACCUCACAGAAGGAGAACUGGAAGAGUAUAAGAAGGCAAUCGAACGUAAACAGCAAGGCCUGGAAGAUGCUGAGCAGGAAUUACUCUCAGAUGACGCUUCAUCUGUUUCACAAAUUCAGUCUCAAACUCAGUCACCGCAAAAUAUCCCCGAAAAACUAGAAGAAAACCAUGAGCUCUUUUCCCAGAGCUUCAUCUCCAUGGAAGUGCCUGUGAUGGUCGUGAACGGCAAGGAUGAUAUCCAUGACGCUGAAGACGAGCUCGCUCGGCGAGUGAGCAGGUUGACCACAAGCACGACCAUAGAAAACAUCGAGAUCACCAUUAAGUCUCCAGAAAAAAUCGAAGAAGUCUUGUCGCCUGAAGGCUCACCUUCAAAAUCUCCAUCCAAGAAAAAGAAGAAAUUCCGCACUCCUUCUUUUCUGAAAAAGAACAAAAAAAAGGAGAAAGUCGAAGCCUAAAUAAAGUCUUUUUAUAGUUGUGAUUACGAUGUGACGUUGCACAUUUAAAUACCACAUUUAAGUUGAUCAUUAAUAUGCAGUGGUAGAUCAAAUUGGGGGUACGCAGCAAACUGGACUCUGAGAACUGGAAAGGGGUUUUACUAAAAGAAACACACAUUAUGAAAAAAAAGCUUUCAAAUUCAUCUCUGAUUUUAUAUGUCAAAAAAAAGCCUUUGAAUUUUUCAACAAAUGCUAGUUUUGAGUAGCUCUGCCCUCAUGAAGUGUUACAAUUUACCACAGACAGAUAUGUCUGAAAUACUUCAGGCCUUUUCUACAAUAUCUGUUGGAAAGAAAUUACCAGUGAGAAGGGGAGAGAACUUUUUAUUUCUCCACACCUGCUUCACUUGGUAAUCAGAUUAUACUUUUUUAUUCCUAUCACCUGUACCUUUUCGGUUCCCAUUGUUUCAAUGGGCAUUAACAGAAUGCUUUAAAAAGCUUCUAAGAAUCUAUAGCGUUAGUAUACACUGGCACAUAAUUUUUUAAAAAAAUAUAUAAGAAAAGAUUCAUUUGAAAAUUUAUUCAUAGUAUAAAAUUUCCUCACCUGAAGUAACUUUGUUUGCCAAAAAAAGGGUCAUUUUAGUAAAAUAUAAUUUUUGAAAAACUUCCUUUUUUAUUAGUUUAGAAAGCCCCUUAUUUUUCAGCAAAGGGGAUUUUAUACACAUAACAUGGGUUAUUUAGUUUAACUCUGGCAAAAAAAAAAGAUUUUUGUAUGUUGAGAUGUUUGUAUACCAUUCAGUAUAAAAAAUGUCAUAAGCCUAUUAGCCAAUCGUUUAACAACAGAGCAGAUUUGAGGCUGCUUGGCACUAAGUGUACUCAGAUACAAUUCAGGAAUCCAGGGACUUGGUGUGAAACGGGGUUAGAGGGUUUAAAGGUACACCUUAACUAAAUCCAUUUUUGAACCAUAUAAUGUAUUUUUCUCUUAGUAUUGCUCAUGAAUGAAAAAGCUCUCAUGAUAACCAAAGGAAAAGAAUGAGAAAGUGAAAAAUGAAGGGAAAACAAGAGGUGUCACAAAUAGGAGAAUUCUAGUUUGAUCACGACUCACAGUCACAACAGAUUGGAAGUGUAAUUGAUUCAAAACGUCCCAAAUCUCUAAAAUUCUGCUUCUCUUCCCAAACCACUCUAUUUCUUGGUUGAUAGUUCAGUUUUAAAGGAUCAAAUCCUUUUAACUGAUAGGUGUUUAGAAGGCAGCACUAGAAGAAACCAGUAGGUCUAACCCCCUUCCUCCAGUGAGGAAACUACCACUUGUUGAUUUUUACAAAUGUUUAUCUUUUUAGUUAACUUCCUUUCUAAUGUAAAUACAAAUUUAAACCUAGGCUUAAUAUAGUUUUUCCCCCCUUCACCCAGGUGAUGUCACAAAUCAAUGUAAAAUCAAUGAUCCAAAAUGGUCGGUGGGUAAAAAUAAUCCGCAGUGUUUCUGGAGGGUGAGUUGGCAUGCAAAACGUUCCAUUGAUCACAGCGUGUCCGGCUGGUUCUGUUUGACCGUACGUGUAUGUGGAUGCAAAGUUGCAACAGAGCCGGAAAUUCAUUCUAGAUUUCACUAACUACUGGAACCAGUGUUUUAAUCUCUUAGUGGAAUACUUUCAGUUUAAUUCUGUAUUUGAGGAUUUUCUUUAUGUUCUAUGUCAUUUAUGUUGUAUUACAACGUAUGUAGAAACAGUAACCUGUGAACUAUGCUUUUCCAUAACUUUUUAAAAAUAUAUAUAUCUUAAAUGAAUGCAGUGUGCAUUAAUAUUUUUUAAACUACAACAGUGAACUAUUUGCACCUUUUGCUAAUGCCUCUAUUUACUUGCUUUGGCAUAAAGAAUGAGCCAAUGAACUUCUGUGUCCUGUGGAAAAUGUAUAAAUGUUAUCCGAUAUUGCUCUUAGAUGUAAUGCUAAUUAAUGUUAAAUCACAAAUAAACAGUAUUUUAAAUAGA